This is a messenger RNA of Chiroxiphia lanceolata (lance-tailed manakin), 1916 nucleotides long. It is a transcript of the gene MRAS, whose product is annotated as muscle RAS oncogene homolog. Gene Ontology annotation, biological process: signal transduction. Gene Ontology annotation, cellular component: plasma membrane. The record is from RefSeq and is a predicted model, not a curated record. Gene Ontology annotation, molecular function: GDP binding; GTP binding; GTPase activity. The transcript has 6 exons. Bases 437 to 1063 code for a protein of 208 amino acids. Lineage: Eukaryota; Metazoa; Chordata; Aves; Passeriformes; Pipridae.
GGCUCGGUGUGGGACUGUUCUGUUCUGUUCUGUUCUGUGAGCGGCGCGGGGCGGACACGGCCCGGCGAACAAUAACCCGCGGUUCGUUCCGCCCGUGCCCCGCGGGGUGCGGGACAGCGCCGCGGCACUCGCAGCGCUCCACGCGUGACAAGCCCGCGGGAGGGGCGGGACCGCCGUGACACCCGGCGGUGACCGCGGCGGGGCUUCCCCCUCGCCUCUUCUCGUCUCCUCUCCUCUCCCCACAGCGGUUCCUGCCGAAAUGCGGCGCCCCGCGCUGGCAUGAGCCCCCGGGCCGGGAAGAGCGCGCCCCGGGCACCGCCGCUUUCCCUGGCCAGGGCUCGGUGUCGCGAAGGAAGGGCUGUCGCCGGCCGUGGCCGCGGAGCCGCCGCUCGCAGCAGCGCCGGACGCGGGACGGACGGUUUAGCACACUGGAAGCAUGGCUACAAGUGCUGUUCCCAGCGAAAACCUCCCCACAUACAAGCUGGUGGUUGUUGGAGAUGGUGGUGUGGGGAAGAGUGCUCUCACCAUUCAGUUUUUCCAGAAGAUUUUCGUGCCGGAUUACGACCCAACUAUUGAAGACUCCUACCUGAAGCACACAGAAAUAGAUGGGCAGUGGGCAAUUCUUGAUGUCCUGGACACUGCGGGCCAGGAGGAGUUCAGUGCAAUGCGGGAGCAGUACAUGAGGACUGGAGAUGGUUUCCUCAUAGUCUACUCGGUGACAGACAAGGCGAGCUUCGAGCACGUGGACCGGUUCCACCAGCUGAUCCUCCGAGUCAAGGACAGAGAGUCCUUUCCAAUGAUUUUGGUGGCAAACAAAGUUGAUCUAAUGCAUUUACGGAAAAUUACAAGAGAACAGGGAAGAGAAAUGGCAACAAAACAUAAUAUUCCCUAUAUAGAAACUAGUGCCAAGGACCCACCUCUGAACGUUGACAAGGCCUUCCAUGAUCUCGUGAGGGUUAUAAGGCAACAGAUCCCAGAGAAAAGCCAGAAGAAGAAGAAAAAGACCAAAUGGCGAGGGGAUAGAGCCACGGGCUCCCACAAACUCCAGUGUGUGAUUUUGUGACGGGACACCCUGUGAGUGCCUUGGACACCUCCCUCCUCCCCCCUUGACCCACCGCCAGCCCAGGCGAGGAGCAGCAGUGUGGUGCCAGCGCGGCCCCAUCACCCCCUCGGGGUCCCUACGGCAGCUCAGACUUGGAGGAGGCGGCUCGGAGGGUCCGGACAUCCCCCCGAGGGGGCUGCACCUCAGGGCCAGUGUGGGAGCCGCACGAAUGGGAGGCGGAAGGGAUCAGCAGGACCUCGACUGUCGAACAUCCCCAGCGCCUUCCAGGGGCCUCCAUGAUGUUUAUUAAAAAAAAAAAAAAAAAAAAAAAGGAAGAAGAAAAAAAAAAGAAAAAAAAAGUGUUGGUUUUAUCUGCAAAACAUUUCUCCUUGUGACCCAUUUCUGAACAGCCAUGAAUAGCCCCCCUGUUUGGUACAGUCAUCUGUGUAUGUGUGGGGGAAGGGAAAGGGCUUUUCUUUCUCUAAUUUUUUUUUGUCCUCUUCUUCUUUCUCGUUUUUUGCUCAGUGAGUGUUGGGUUGCAAAGAAACAAUGGCCAGGGUUAGAUUUUUUGCACUGAACUCUCUCUUGGGCGGCAGUGCCAAAACACAACUUCAUAUGAAAGUGCAUAGAUUUGGAGGAAGAAAAUUAAUUCCAGCUGCUCUGGGUGCUCCAGACAUUGUGUCAGACUCUGGAGGGCUGCCAGCUCACAGACCAUAAACUCCAGCUUAGGAAAGGAGGUUUGGACUCGGAUUAUAUUUUUUUUUCUUACCCUUUGUCAAGAGGUUUUGUUUCUGUUUUGUAACUUGGGCCAUGUCAAACUUAAGGUGUUUUGUUAACCUGGAAGUAUUUAAAUUAAAGUAAUUUACAAAUGGAA